UCAUUAUCCGACUUUAUCUCUCAACUUUGCAAACAAUUUGGAAUAGAACCUGGUUCUUUUAAUUAUGGAGACAAGGAACAUUUUGGUUUAAUGUUUGAUGAUAAAAUUAAUUUUGUGACUGAACAAAACAAAAAUUUGAUUAAUCAGGGUUUUAUUCUUAAAUUAACCGCUUCUCCAAUAAAUUAUGCAAAAUAUUUCUUUAAAAAUUUGUCUUCAAAGAAUUUGUUGUCAGCAGAGAAUUUAUCUUUGUUUUCCUCUCUCUGUCAGGAUUUUGUGUUUAUUGAAGCCUUUACUUGCUUACAGGUUUUUUUUUUGAAUGUUUAG
This is a messenger RNA of Meloidogyne enterolobii, 324 nucleotides long. The record is from the annotation of a GenBank genome assembly. NCBI's taxonomy places the organism in Eukaryota, Metazoa, Nematoda, Chromadorea, Rhabditida, Meloidogynidae.